CUAUUCAACGGUAAUACAUACAGUUCUAGAAGAUUGAGACUAGAAUACAAAUACGUCGGCAAGUAUAGUAACCAUCAGAAUAAGCAUUCAAGAGCCGAGCGAAACACAGUGCGCUUAGGAUUAUUGACUGUACGUAACACAUUGUAUCACUGCUAACUAUGUCGAUGUUUAGUGUUAUACUGCUGAUCGUUUGUUCGAUUGCAGUAUCGAUGGCAGGAAUAGCGGUGGAACCAAACGCGACUCACCCAGAUCACCCGGGAAAAUGUUAUCACAGCGAUUCAAAAGCAAUUUUAGUACCUGGCGAAACCAAAUCUAUUCCUGGAGCAUGUAUGACGAUGUCCUGUCAUGAAGAUUUUUUUUUAAAUUACGAGAGCUGCAUAAGUUAUUCCAUAAGCGAUCCAAAUUGUGAGAAAGUUGAACAAGAUUUAAGCAAAAGUUAUCCGGAAUGCUGCAAAAAGUACAGAUGUAAAGUCGACGGAAAAGUUACAUACGUAUAACUCGUGGAAAUAAUAAACGAUGGAAUUACUUAAUACAUCAAACCCGUUACAGAAUAAAUUGAAACCUCUUAUAUCUCUAUACAUAGAGCUAUAAGAGCAGAUUCACGCAUACGA
Molecule: messenger RNA, 611 nt
Organism: Wyeomyia smithii (pitcher-plant mosquito)
Lineage: Eukaryota; Metazoa; Arthropoda; Insecta; Diptera; Culicidae
Exons: 3
Coding region: 159-497 (112 amino acids)
Source: RefSeq, a predicted model, not a curated record